GGAUGAUGUUCACGAUGGAGACAAACAUGUUUCUCAUGUUCACUGUCUAUUACAUGGUGAGAGAUAUCAUUUCCAUUCUUUUCAUCUGAGAGGAGCAUUUUAUUCAAACAAAGGAGGAUAAUUAAAUUACAAGAUCCUGUGGAUAUGACAUCCGUGAUUAAUCAGCUCUUCUUUGUGUGACACAGAUCUCCAGAUGGACUUUACAUUGAGAGAUUGCAAUUCCUUGAUUUAAAAAAGAUAUAAAAAUGGCUCCUGGAGGGAAAGAGGACAAAACAAUGCAAAAAGGAGGAUCCGAAUGUUUAAAACUGAGUUUUAUUUUUCUCUUGCUGAAUAUCAGCAGUUGUGUUGUUCCAGUCACAGGAUUUUAUCUGAAGUCUUGCCAUAUCAGUUACAACAACGCCAUAUGUACCAAGAGUAACCUCCACGCGGUUCCUUCAGAUAUUCCCUCAACGGUGCAAGGUUUUUACUUGGCUGAGAACAAAAUUUCAAUCCUAAAACCACCAAAUUUUAAAAAUCUUUCCAUUUUGACGCAGUUAGACCUGAAACGCAACUACAUUUCGCAAAUACACCGAGGCGCCUUUGUCGAUCUGAUUUCCCUCAAGAAAUUCAAUCUAAACAAUAACAGGCUUGUUGUACUUGGAGAUGAUCUUUUUCAGGGUUUGAGCAACCUCACAGAGCUCAGACUCAUACAUAAUCGCAUCAAGUCGGUGUCAUCCACCUCUUUUAAGUCCUUGACAAGCUUGACGUUUUUGGACAUCUCCAAAAACAAACUGUACCACUUGACAAAAGUUCACACUAUAUUACAGCAGCUGCCAAAUCUACGGGAGCUGUCAGUGGAAAAGAACGAUUUAACCACUUUUUAUUCGUGGGAACUGACAAACAGCUCGCUAAAACUCACUUCCCUUGAUUUGUCUCAAAAUCCUAUUGCCGUCUUCAGGAUCACCGCAGAUGUUUUUCCAAAUCUCACCUGGUUAAACAUCGGCCUCCAUUCUUCUAAAAAGACACAGAUGAAAUGGGACAUUCGUAACAAGACUUUUCUUAGUCGAGUGUCUACUCUUGAUAUUAGUGGGCUUAAAAUCGAUAAUGAUGCCAUGAAAACGUUACGAGAGAACUUCAACCCCUCACUGACUUCUCUGAGGAUGAAUGAAAUGAAACAUACACGCCUUACAGCACUCGUCAACGUUUCCUGUACCAUCCCAACAGUGUCCACAAUCCAACUCAGACGUAACAACCUACUCUAUAUUAAUGCGCAAUUCUUCCAGUUGUGUAUUAACAUAACAGAGAUAGAUUUAGCCAGCAAUAACAUACAGAAUAUCAGUGAAGAGGCCUUCAGAUCUCUGCGAGGGUUAAAGAUCUUGAGUCUGACUCAAAACAAACUUCCAUGUGUUCCAGCUGCCAUAAGGAAUCUACCAACUCUCCAAAAGCUGGAUCUCAGCAAGAAUAAGAUCAAAACACUCGAAUGCAACGAUUUCACCAACCUCACAAAUCUCAGACAGCUCAGCCUUCAUCAAAAUUCAAUCUCAGCUCUCAAGGAGUGCGUCUUCAAGGAUUUGAUACAAUUGCAAGUUUUAAAGCUGCAGAACAACAGCAUCUCCAAAUUAGAAGGUGCUUUUAAAAUAUACCUUCCAAAUUUAAAACAACUGCGUUUGAAUCUGAAUAAACUCCCCACCAUUAAACACGGAGAAUUUGCAGGCUUGCAGUCACUCCAGAACUUGUCAUUAAAUGAUAAUCAAAUCAAUAUACUUGAAAAUGGGUCUUUUCUCGGAUUAAGGAAUCUUACCGAUAUUCAGCUGAACGCGAAUAAAAUAGAUGAAAAGGGGCUACGCAAAGGUUUUUUCCAUGAUCUGAUCAAUUUAAAAACAUUGGAUUUGAGGGACAAUAAAAUUAAAUACUUUGAGAGUGUAGCUUUGCCUGAUCCACCAUUUUCUAAGCUGUCCCGUCUGCAGAAGUUGGUGUUUCUUGGAAAUAACCGUAGGGGGAAGUCCUUGCUGCCUUCCAACUUCCUUCAAGGUUUGACUAAUCUUUUGGAUUUCAAUGCCAGGAACACUCAACUUUUAUCCUUGCACAAAGACACAUUUACUUACACGCCUCAACUGCAAACACUUGACAUUAGCGCAAAUGACCUCAUGGAUCUCUCCCCGGAGUUGUUUUACCCAAUCCAAGGCCUUCUAAGCCUCUCCAUAUCUAGAACAAGCCUUCAAUCUCUAGAUUUCCUUAUAGAAGCCAACCUUACUAAACUGGAAUUCCUGCAGGCAAGAAGGAAUCAAUAUUCAGUAGUCAGUGAGAAAGUUAUAAAGUCCUUACCGGCUCUCGUUUACCUCGAUCUUCAAAGCAAUAGUUUCACCUGUGACUGCGAUAACGCCUGGUUCAAAAGUUGGACAGUUAUCGACAAGCAAACACAAGUUUAUGACGCCUACAACUUUGUGUGCAACUAUCCUUCAAACCUUAAAGGUAUGAAACUGUUGGACCUAGAUGUCCAGUCCUGCACAGUGGACAUAGACUUCAUCUACUUUAUCUGCACCACAUGCAUGAUCCUCCUGUUUAUGUUGGUGUCCUUCACCUACCAUUUCCUGUGGUGGCAGCUGGCCUACGCCUACUACCUCUUUCUGGCUUUGCUCUUUGACACAAAGUUUAAAAACAAGCAAGCUGCCAAUCAGUACGACGCCUUCGUCUCCUACAACACCCAUGAUGAGCCGUGGGUCAUCAGGGAGCUGUUGCCAAAACUGGAAGGGGAACAGGACUGGAGAUUGUGUCUGCACCAUCGAGACUUCGAGCCAGGUAAACCCAUCAUAGACAACAUCACAGAUGCUAUCUACGGAAGCAGGAAGACCAUCUGUGUGAUCAGUCGCAGAUACCUCGAGAGCGAGUGGUGCUCCAGAGAGAUCCAGGUGGCCAGCUUCCGUCUGUUCGACGAGCAGAAGGACGUGCUGAUCAUGGUGUUUCUGGAGGACAUCCCCAUCGCUCAGCUGUCUCCUUACUACCGCAUGAGGAAGCUGCUGAAGAGGCGGACCUACCUGAGCUGGCCUCGAGCCGAAGAGCACCCCGAGCUGUUCUGGGAGAAACUCCGCCAGGCUCUGAAGACC
Molecule: messenger RNA, 3083 nt
Organism: Anarrhichthys ocellatus (wolf-eel)
Lineage: Eukaryota; Metazoa; Chordata; Actinopteri; Perciformes; Anarhichadidae
Product: toll-like receptor 13
Exons: 4
Biological process (GO): signal transduction
Cellular component (GO): plasma membrane
Molecular function (GO): protein binding; signaling receptor activity
Source: RefSeq, a predicted model, not a curated record